UCGGCGAGUCCUUUCCGUCUAUCAGGUUCGAAGUCUUCGAUCUCGCCGUCGCCUCUUUAUACGGCUGCUCCCAAAGAAGAGACCCGCUCUCGCUCUCUUCGCACUUCUCGGGUCGCCGGAGAUGAGAUCUCUUCGCCCCACAUCCCUCCUCCCCUUCCUUCUUCUUCUCCUUCUCCUCUUCUUCUCCUUCUCCUCGGCCUUCCAAUCCGACGAGCUCCUCCAAGACGACGAGGAGUUCGGCCUCGAAGGAGCCCCCCGCUCCCCCGAUCUUGACCACCCAAGCCCUACCCGUCCCCCGCCCCGGCGGAGGCCCAAUCCUGAUUUCUCUUCCUCCGUUUCCUCCUCGGAUUCCAAGUCGGUCCAGUUCGUGCUCGAGCAUGCCUUCGGCGACUCCGAUUUCUCCCCCGCGGGGACCUUCACCGCCCGGCUCAAGUCCUGGAGCCACGGCAGGCAGACUCUUACCAAGCUUCGCUUUUCAAGGAAUGCUCUUACAGAAGCAGAGAAGGCAGUAUUUGAAAGGCUACUGAAAGAUGAUGACUUUUAUAGGAUUCGAGUACCCUCUAAUGUAUUAAGUCCUCCAGGAAAAGAUUAUGUUCUUUCAUCUGUCAGAGCUAGGUGUAUUCCCCGUGAGACUUUGGAUGAGCAUUUUGUAAUUCACAUGUAUGGUGUGAAUAUUUUGGCAGUGAACUAUGGUUCUGCUGGUGCUUGCCAGUACCCACGUUUGCUAAAUUAUCCAGCAAAAUGGUCAUUCAACUCAUACACACUUCUGAAGAACAGCGAAGAAGCACCGAGAACUCCAACAUUUGCUGAAGAAUUGCUUGCAGGGGAGAGUGGACUUGGUGAAGGCGUAAAACCACCUGAAAAGUCGUUUUGGGCUAAAUAUUGGAUGUAUCUAAUCCCUCUGGGUCUCAUUGUCAUGAAUGCCAUCACGCAAGCCAUGAACAUGGCUGAGGAACCGACUGCUGGGCAGCCUGCAUCGCAAGGGCAGCAAGCGGUUGCACAGCGGGCACCAAAUGCUGCUGUCAGAAGAAGAUGAUAGCUUUCAGGCUUUGACCAAGGCAGGGGUUGUGACCAUGUAAGCGCCCAGCAGUUUGAGCUUGGAACAGCAGCUAGAUGAAAACUGAUUUGUCUUGUAUUCCCUGUUCAUGAAAAGUUACGUUAUGUAGACUUUCCAAGAAGCUGCCAUGCAAUAGGGCAUCAUGACAUUCUUGUGCUGAGGGGACGUGUCAUUGCUACUGUUGGAUCCACAUGAGAGUUUCAUACCCUUAGAUGAUGAGUGUACCUUCGGGGAAAAUUGAUAUCUAAUUUCUCUUUGGAGGUGAUAUAAUAUGUAGUGGACUGGUUCAUUGUUUUUCGUUCUAUUCCAUUUUUCGUUUUCAUG
Elaeis guineensis (African oil palm) is the source of this 1381-nucleotide messenger RNA. RefSeq lists its product as uncharacterized. The record is from RefSeq and is a predicted model, not a curated record. Lineage: Eukaryota; Viridiplantae; Streptophyta; Magnoliopsida; Arecales; Arecaceae.